AUGAGGGCCACGUUCUGCUCAUCACUGCGGGCCCUGGCCAAUCCCGCCCUGGUGGUCCGACAAACACCUAAAGCCUCAAUCGUCAAUACCUCGUUCGGUCUAGCUCGAAGCGCCGCCUUUCACACUUCAUAUCCGUCGCGCACAGCCUUUACGAAGCCAUGUACUUCACGAUUGCCUAAACGGAACAUCUUUGCUGCGCCACCAUGUCGCAGCUUUGCCACGACAGCGAGGAGUCUGUUGUCCGAGGAGGAAAAACAGGCAGCGCACAAGCUCUCCCGAACCCCCCGUCGGAGAGUAUUCAGACUAUUCCUUAAUCUCGGUAUUGGUGCUCUGGCCGUCUGGGUGUGGUGGGAUUAUCUCGAGCAUCCGUACGAAGCUGCCAAACGAAGUGGUCGCGUGGUAGGCACAUUAGCAGUCUGCAUUAAUGAUUAUCGUGUUACUCUCAAACAAGAAUUCCCCACCCCCGAAGACCGCAAUGCCAGCAUUCGCGCCUGCCACAAGCGCUGCGCAGAGCGCACCCUUCGUGUACUCGAAAAAAACGGAUCGAUCUUCAUCAAGUUGGGUCAGCAUCUCAGCAGCAUGGGCUACCUUCUCCCAGUUGAAUGGACCACGACCUUCAUCCCGCUCCAAGACAAGUGCCCGGUGUCUUCUAUCGAGUCGAUUCGCAAGAUGUUCAUUAAGGAUACCGGCCAAACAAUCGAUGAGCUGUUUAGCUCAUUCGACCCGGAGCCAAUUGGCGCCGCUUCGCUCGCCCAGGUGCAUCUCGCUACGCUGAAAGAAACAGGUCAAAAGGUUGCAGUCAAGGUCCAACACCCUGCGCUCGCCGAAUGGGUACCACUUGACCUUGGAUUAACACGGUUCACUUUCUCAAUGCUUAAAUGGUUCUUCCCGGAAUACGAUCUGGAGUGGUUGUCUCGUGAAAUGGAUCUGUCUCUACCAGUGGAAUUGGAUUUCCGGAUGGAAGCUCAAAACGCGACCGAAGCCAGCGAGUAUUUCAAGAAGCACUCCGAUGCUCCUUUGGUAAUCCCAGAAGUUAUGUGGUCGCAAAGGCGCAUCCUUGUAAUGGAAUGCAUCUCCGGCAGCCGACCCGACGACCUCGCAUUCCUAGAUGCGAAUAACAUCGACCGCGACGAAGUUUCCGCAGCUUUCGCGCAUAUCUUUAACGAAAUGAUCUUUGGCGACGAGGCUCCUCUACACUGUGACCCGCACGGUGGUAACAUUGCCAUUCGUCCCAACCCCGACCGCCGUCACCCGAACUUCGACAUUAUCUUAUAUGACCAUGGACUGUAUCGUAACAUUCCGCGCGAGUUGCGCCGGAACUACGCUAAGCUUUGGCUCGCUGUCAUGGAUGCCGAUGUUCCCCGGAUGCGCGAAUAUGCUUAUAAAGUAGCCGGUGUUACAGAUGAGCAGUUCCCACUCUUCGCUAGUGCCAUCACCGGUCGCGACUAUCGUGUUUUGACGAAGAACAUUGUUUCUUCUCGCAAUGAAGGUGAGAAGAAGCACAUGUCUCAAGCUUUAGGCGAGGGUAUGCUUCAGCAGCUUGUGGUGUUGUUGGGUCAGGUACCGCGAAUCAUUCUUCUCAUUCUCAAGACGAAUGAUCUUACCCGCAGCCUUGAUGAGAACCUGCACACUCGCCAGGGCCCCAUGCGCACAUUCCUGAUCCUGGCACGCUAUGCUACGCGCACUGUCUUCGAGGAGCAGAUGGAGAAAAUCAAGGAAUCUGGUGGUAUCUUCCUCAACUUCUUCCGCUAUCUUUCGGCUUGGGUUGGAUUCUUGCGUGUGGAGGUGAAGCUCUCUGUUUAUGAGAGCGUGUUGAGCUUGAAGAGUCGAUUUGGUUUGCAAUCCGCUUGA
Molecule: messenger RNA, 1851 nt
Organism: Penicillium angulare
Lineage: Eukaryota; Fungi; Ascomycota; Eurotiomycetes; Eurotiales; Aspergillaceae
Product: ABC1 kinase family protein
Exons: 3
Coding region: 1-1851 (616 amino acids)
Biological process (GO): mitochondrion organization; lipid homeostasis
Cellular component (GO): mitochondrial inner membrane
Source: RefSeq, a predicted model, not a curated record